This is a messenger RNA of Sorghum bicolor (sorghum), 5006 nucleotides long. Its product is annotated as ABC transporter C family member 3. The transcript is spliced from 10 exons. Gene Ontology annotation, biological process: transmembrane transport. Gene Ontology annotation, cellular component: plant-type vacuole; vacuolar membrane. The record is from RefSeq and is a predicted model, not a curated record. The coding region runs from base 190 to 4713 and encodes 1507 amino acids. Lineage: Eukaryota; Viridiplantae; Streptophyta; Magnoliopsida; Poales; Poaceae. Gene Ontology annotation, molecular function: ATP binding; ABC-type transporter activity; ATP hydrolysis activity.
GAGCAUCGGCGACCCCUUUGAUCUCUAUGGCCGCGUCGCCGUCACGACGACUGGCACCACAGCGCCAGUGGCUUUGUCACCGUCACGACGACUGACCCCUUUGAUCUCCUCACACCUCACUUAUCCCGCGCAUGCGCCUCACUGGAUCACCCGUCACUGACGUCCGUGCCCUCGACCGCCGCGGCAGCGAUGGCGGCAACGCCGGCCUGGGAGGGAUCCCUCAUUUUCUUCCUGCAACCGCUCUUCCUCCACGGCGUGAGCGCCGCGGCCCACCUCAUCCUCGCGCUCGCCGUCACAGGGCGCUUGCUCUUUCGCCGCCGCCUCUCCGCCGGCCGAACCAAGGACGGGGAGGUGGAGGGAGAUGCCAGCCCCGGCGGCGUUAGCCGGUCCCGGUGCUACCGGGUCGCUGCCUGCACCACGUGGACCCUGGCGGCGUUCGAGGUCCUCCUCGCCGCGUACUCCUGGUACGCGGACGGUGGAGCCGGGUGGUCACGCGACGCGGUCGCGGAACAAGUGGACGCGGCCGCGCGCGCGGUGGCGUGGUUGCUGCUCGCCGCGUACCUACAGUUCGAUUUCGGGCGGCGGCGGCGGCGGCAGCGGCAGCAGGAGCUGUUCCCUGCGCAGCUCAGGCUUUGGUGGGCGCUCUUCAUGCUGCUCUCCGUCGCCACCGUCGGCGCUCACGCGGCGACGAGUCUCGACGGGUUCCUCGUUCCCGGUCGGUCGUGGGCGGUCGACGCCGUCUCUGUUGCUGCGGCAGUGGUUCUACUCUCAGCUGGGUUCCUCGGAAGGCGGGCGGGACGGGGCCAAGGCCAAGGCCAUGCUUCCGAGGAGCCUCUGCUGAACGGCGCGCGCGAGGCGGACAAUGAGAACAGCAGCAGCGCCGACGGCGCCGGCGCAUCCUUGCUCACUGGCGCCGGCUUUCUCAGCGUGCUCACCUUCUCGUGGAUGGCCCCUCUGCUCAGCGUGGGCCACAGGAAGACCCUCGUCCUGGAGGACGUCCCGAGCCUCGAGUCCGGCGACAGCGUUGCUGGCCUGCUCCCGUCGUUCAUGGCCAACCUUGAGGCGCUCACCCGCGACGGCGACAGCUCCAGCCGGAAGGUCGUCACGGCAUUCAAGCUCACCAAGGCCCUGCUGCGCACCGUCUGGUGGCACGUCGCGGUGACCGCGUUCUACGCGCUGGUCUACAACGUGGCCACCUACGUCGGCCCGUACCUCAUAGACUCCCUGGUGCAGUACCUCAACGGCGACGAGAGGUACGCGAGCAAGGGGCCGCUCCUUGUCCUCGCCUUCAUCGUGGCCAAGGCGUUGGAGUGCCUGUCGCAGCGGCACUGGUUCUUCCGCUUGCAGCAAGCGGGGAUGCGCGCGCGGUCGGCGCUCGUCGCCGUCGUGUACCAGAAGAGCCUCGCGCUUUCCAGCCAGUCGAGGCGGAGCCGAACAAGCGGAGAGAUGAUUAACAUCAUCAGCGUUGACGCCGACCGCGUCGGCAUCUUCGGAUGGUACAUGCACGACCUCUGGCUGGUGCCGUUACAAGUAGGCAUGGCAAUGUUCAUCCUCUACUCCACGCUGGGGCUCGCGUCGCUUGCCGCGCUGGGUGCAACCGUGGUCAUCAUGCUCGCCAACGUGCCUCCCGGGAAAAUGCAGGAGAAGUUCCAGGAGAAUCUCAUGGACAGCAAGGACGUCAGGAUGAAGGCGACGACUGAGAUCCUUCGCAACAUGAGGAUUCUCAAGCUGCAGGGGUGGGAGAUGAAAUUCCUGUCCAAGAUUAUUGAGCUGAGGAAGACAGAGACGAAUUGGCUAAAGAAAUACCUCUACACAUCGGCCACGGUGACCUUCGUCUUCUGGGGUACCCCGACCUUCGUUGCUGUGGUCACCUUUGGAGCUUGCAUUCUCAUGGGGAUCCCGUUGGAGUCAGGGAAGGUGCUGUCAGCAUUGGCCACGUUCCGCGUGCUGCAGGAACCGAUAUAUGUCCUUCCUGACACUAUCUCGAUGGUGAUCCAGACCAAGGUGUCUCUUGACAGGAUAGCAUCAUUCCUAUGCCUUGACGAGCUGCCAAGUGAUGCUGUGCAGAGGCUUCCAAGUGGUAGCUCUGACUUUGCAAUCAACGUCAACAAUGGGUGCUUCUCCUGGGAAGCCUCACCUGAAGUCCCAACACUGAAGGACCUGAGCUUCCAAGCUAGGCCAGGCAUGCGCGUUGCUGUUUGUGGGACAGUUGGCUCCGGAAAAUCGAGCCUGCUAUCUUGCAUUCUUGGUGAGAUUCCAAAGUUAUCAGGAGAGGUCCAGACUUGUGGAACAACAGCAUAUGUCAGUCAAUCAGCAUGGAUACAGAGCGGCAAAAUUCAGGAGAAUAUACUGUUUGGCAAAGAGAUGGACGCAGAGAAGUAUGACAGAGUACUUGAGUCUUGCUCGCUGAAGAAAGACUUGGAGAUCUUGCCAUUUGGUGAUCAGACAGUCAUUGGCGAGCGGGGCAUCAACCUUAGUGGUGGGCAGAAGCAAAGGAUUCAGAUAGCCCGCGCUCUGUAUCAGGAUUCCGACAUCUAUUUGUUCGAUGAUCCAUUCAGUGCAGUUGAUGCCCAUACAGGAUCCCACCUUUUUAAGGAAUGCUUGCUUGGGGAUUUGGGCUCAAAAACAGUGGUUUAUGUCACUCAUCAGAUUGAAUUCCUACCUACCGCUGACCUCAUUCUUGUCAUGAAAGAUGGGAGAAUAGCACAAUCAGGAAAAUACGACGAAAUACUAGGUUCAGGGGAAGUGUUCAUGGAGCUAGUUGGUGCUCACAAGGAUGCUCUGACAACAUUGGAUGCGAUUGAUUCCAUGAAUGGAGGCAAUGUGCCCUCUCCUUCAAGUGGCAAAGCAAACCCGAAGCUGUCCAGAUCACUGUCAUCAGUUGAGAAGAAAGAUAAAGCCAACAAUGAUGAAGAGAAUGCUCAGAGUGGGCAGCUGGUGCAGGAAGAAGAAAGGGAGAGAGGUAGGGUGGGGUUCUGGGUCUAUUGGAAGUACCUCACACUAGCUUAUAAGGGAGCUCUUGUACCGUUUGUGUUGCUAGCACAGAUACUUUUCCAAAUACUUCAAAUUGUGAGUAAUUACUGGAUGGCUUGGGCUGCUCCCGUGUCAAAGGAUGUUGAGCCUCCAGUGAGCAUGUCAAUACUGAUCUAUGUCUAUGUCAUCCUGGCUCUUGGAAGCUCAUUGUGCAUCCUUGUAAGAUCACUGUUCCUUGCAACAGCUGCCUACAAAACAGCGACUUUGUUAUUCAACAAGAUGCAUUUGUCCAUAUUCAGAGCUCCUAUGUCUUUCUUUGAUUCCACUCCAAGCGGGCGCAUCUUGAAUAGGGCUUCAACUGAUCAAAGUGAAGUGGACACUAACAUUUCUAACCACAUGGGCUUUGUUGCAUUUUCCGUCAUUCAACUUAUUGGAAUUAUUGUGGUGAUGUCUCAAGUUGCAUGGCAGGUCUUCGUUGUUUUCAUCCCUGUAUUUGCUACCUGUGUCUGGUAUCAGCGAUACUACAUUGACACAGCUAGGGAGCUGCAAAGGCUAAUAGGAGUUUGCAAAGCUCCUACCAUACAACAUUUUGCAGAAUCAAUAACAGGAUCAACUACCAUUAGAAGUUUCGGCAAGGAAAAUCAGUUUGUGUCAACUAAUAGCCAUCUAGCAGAUGCCUACUCUCGACCGAAAUUCUACAACACUGGAGCAAGGGAGUGGCUUUGCUUUCGUCUGGAUGUGUUGUCAUCUCUUAUAUUUGCCUUCUCUUUGAUAUUUUUGAUCAAUCUACCAACCGGCCUCAUUGAUCCAGGUAUUGCUGGCCUUGCUAUCACAUAUGGGCUUAAUCUGAACAUGCUUCAAGAAUGGGUUGUCAGGGGCAUGUGCACUUUGGAGAACAAGAUAAUAUCAGUAGAGAGAAUUCUACAGUACAUUAGCAUUCCUGCAGAACCCCCGCUUGUUAUGUCAGAAGUUAAGUUGGCUCAUAACUGGCCAUCUAGUGGAGAAAUUCAGCUCCAUAAUCUCCAUGUGAAAUAUGCACCGCAAUUGCCAUUUGUUUUGAAGGGUCUUGCAGCCACUUUCCCGGGGGGCAUGAAAACCGGUAUUGUUGGAAGAACAGGAAGUGGCAAAUCAACCCUCAUUCAGGCCCUUUUCCGUAUUGUGGACCCUACUAUUGGUCAGAUACUAAUAGAUGACGUCAACAUUUGCACAAUUGGACUGCAUGAUCUGAGAUCCAGGCUGAGCAUCAUUCCGCAAGAGCCAACAAUGUUUGAAGGAACUGUUAGAAGUAACCUUGAUCCUCUUGGGGAGUACUCUGAUGAUAAAAUCUGGGAGGCUUUGGAUUGUUGUCAGUUAGGGGAUGAAGUUAGGAAGAAGGAGCUGAAGCUUGACUCGCCAGUGAUAGAGAAUGGCGAGAACUGGAGUGUGGGCCAGCGUCAGCUUGUGUGUCUUGGUAGGGUAAUUCUGAAACGGAGUAAGAUCCUUGUCCUGGAUGAAGCCACUGCUUCAGUGGAUACUGCAACUGACAACUUGAUCCAGAAAACACUGAGACAGCAAUUUUCAGAGACGACAGUCAUCACGAUAGCGCACAGGAUCACAUCGGUUCUUGACAGCGACAUGGUGCUGCUUCUUGACAAUGGCGUGGCUGUCGAGCACGACAGGCCGACAAAAUUGCUGGAGGAUAAGUCGUCUCUGUUCUCAAAGCUCGUAGCAGAAUACACCAUGCGGUCGGUGCAUACAUAGCAGACGACUGAAGAUGAUUAUUUCUUCUACUCAGUUAUUACUCAGGCUGACUUGUCGAAAAUGACAAAAAUUUGGUAGAUUGCGCUAGCGCAAUCAGGAAGAGGAAUCACAAGAGCUGAUGGGUAGUUACGUUUAAAGAAAACUCCUGAACAUUAUAUGCUUGACCACUGACCAUGUGGAAUGUUCAGAGAUGUUGUAGCGCUACAUUUUGGUGGAGGUAACACAUCUAAAUAAAACAGCAAAGUAUUUGCAGCUUUUCAUGCUGGAGAACAAAACAUAUCGACAGCAUUCAA